AAUUUUAAACGAUAGAUGGGGGUGAAGGACAAUUGCAAAAAUUGUGAAAUGACAACAUACCAACAAAAAUAAACUUAUCUCUGACUCAAUAUUUGACAUUAAUUAGUAAUUGUAAUUGGCGAAUUACCAUUUUAUAGGAUACCAACAUCCACGAUAAAAAUGGAAAAAAAGAAGUUUUCAGGUGAUUUUGAAAUAGCCCCAUUACGUGGUUUAGAUGAUUUUAUAUUGGGCUCAGCACGAUUUCAAAUACCAGAUAUGAAAAAUUUGGAUAAAUGGGGCAAUCGUGUGGUUAACAAUUUAUUGUACUACCAAACAAAUUAUAUUUUACUUGCUGUGGCGAUUUUUACGCUUGUUGGAUUACUCCAUCCCGGCAAAAUGAUAUGCGGCUUAUUAGCAAUGGGCGUAAUAUUCGGCCUAUUCUAUUAUUUAACACAAGAAAAUCAGAAUGCAUUUAAACGAAGACAUCCAAUAUUGGGUCUUGCCCUAAUGUUAUUAGGUGGAUACUUUGUAUUAUACGUAUUGGAUUCAUUUUUGGUAUUCCUACUUGGAAUUCUGCUACCGUUUGCGGCCACCUUUAUACACUCAUCGUUACGUUUACGUAACAUCAAAAAUAAGUUUGUGAAUAAAAUGGAAGCGAUUGGUUUACAAAAACAAACGCCGAUGAGUCUUUUUCUUGGAGGAAUUGGAAUUGAAAUCGAAAUAUUAUCGUAAUCAGUCAAUUUUCGAUCGUAUUAUUUAUUAUUUUGUUCAAGUUUUUCAAAAAUUUACGAUAUUUAAGCAUAAUAAGCAUAAAUCACUUGCUCCAAAAAAAUUACAAACACACAAAUCUCAUUCGUAAAAGCCAGUAUCAAAGGGUACCAUGCCAAUUGUUUUUAUAUCUAUUUAAACUCAAAAAAAAUAUGGCUUCUACGUCAUUCUUCCCUUUUGUUUUGAUGUUUGUGUGUUAAACGUAAACUUAAUUUUUUUUUAAUUGUUUAUUUUUCCAUUGUAUUUUAUUGUGAUAUUUUUGUAAAUUUUUGUAGCGAACCAAAGAGACGAGGUUUUACUGUAUGAUUAUUAUACACAAUUAAAUGUAUUA
This is a messenger RNA of Chrysoperla carnea, 1078 nucleotides long. RefSeq names its product PRA1 family protein 3. NCBI's taxonomy places the organism in Eukaryota, Metazoa, Arthropoda, Insecta, Neuroptera, Chrysopidae. The coding region runs from base 160 to 711 and encodes 183 amino acids. The record is from RefSeq and is a predicted model, not a curated record. The transcript has 3 exons. Gene Ontology annotation, cellular component: membrane.